Caenorhabditis elegans is the source of this 1086-nucleotide messenger RNA. RefSeq names its product Globin domain-containing protein (gene glb-23). Lineage: Eukaryota; Metazoa; Nematoda; Chromadorea; Rhabditida; Rhabditidae. The record is from RefSeq and is marked reviewed. Gene Ontology annotation, molecular function: heme binding; oxygen binding. The transcript has 6 exons. The coding region runs from base 14 to 1042 and encodes 342 amino acids.
UUUCAGAUACAAAAUGGGAAAUUCGCAUCCGGGUGUCACUUCAACAUCAUCGAAAUCAACAAAAGGAAAACUGGGACGACAAAGAAGAUUAUCUGAUCCGAGCCAAAAUCAAAAUGUUAAGAACUGUCACAUGCCAACUGGCUCAUCGUCAAAUAAUACUUCUUCUACCACCCCGCCAACAAUUCAAAUUAACGGAAAAGAAAGUUUCGAUGAAUUUGAACACGGGCAGUUGAGAGCGAAAAGUGCCAGUACAGACUUUUCAUCUCUUCGUUCCACGUCAUCAACGUCUUCCUAUCAAAAACCUCAAAAGAAUAGUGCUUCAGAACGUCGUAAGAUAUUCCUGUCAUCUUCUACAAAUCAGGAUUUCAUGGCAAGAAGUCUUGAUGAUUCAAUGACUGCUAAAAUGAGUUGUAUGAUACGAACAAAGUCUCAUUCACCAUUGAAACAAAUGAGAACAUAUUCAUUUCGAUCAAUUCCUAGUGAGGAGAACUUGAUUGAUAAAGAGAGUUGUGAAGUGGUGGCUGAUUCAUGGCGUCUUGUUGAAUCUCGAUCCUCAGCGGCAGAAACAUCCGCUUGCUUUGGUCUCUUCGUAUUUCAACGUGUCUUUUCGAAAAUUCCGAUGCUCCGCCCGCUUUUUGGAUUAUCAGAAUCCGAUGACGUAUUCGAUUUACCUGACAACCAUCCAGUUCGUCGGCAUGCUCGACUAUUCACCAGCAUUCUACAUAUUUCUGUGAAAAAUGUGGAUGAACUGGAAGCACAAGUGGCUCCGACUGUAUUCAAAUACGGCGAAAGACAUUAUAGACCAGAUAUUACACCACACAUGACUGAAGAAAACGUUCGAGUAUUUUGUGCUCAAAUAGUUUGCACCGUUUUCGAUUUUCUUCGAGACACGGAGGCGACUCCCAAAUGUGCCGAGUCUUGGAUUGAACUUAUGAGAUAUCUUGGCCAAAAACUACUUGAUGGUUUUGACUUUGCAAAACUGACAGCUGAACGGAAGAUCUCCAUAAAUCGAAACGAUCAUCACCUAUUUCUUAUGUUGUAAACUUUGAAUACUUGUGAUAUUUUGUGAUGAAUUUUCUCUUUUUC